UCUCGAUCGUCGUAGCGAUGUCAAAGUACAAUUUGAUGCCCGCUGGUAUGUCCGACGACGAGGACGACGACGACGACGAUGACGUCUUCUUUCCCGCGGAGGAGAGAAAGCCUGCCGUUAAAAAGACUAACUAUACUUCGUGGAAGGACUCGAGGAAAGAUGAGGCGAAGACCGUCGAGGUACACGAUGAGAAAAGUAUCGUCGAGGAUAGCCUUGUGAAAGCGUGUACGAUGGGAGAGUUGAAAGUGAUAGAGGAAUAUCUCGAACAACAUGACAUCGACAUCAAUAAGUAUCUCAACACUGGAUGGACUCUAUUAUUGUACGCGACUUCGUCGGUAGAUCCAGAAGUCACAGAGUAUCUCUUGGCACAUGGCGCAAACCCGAAUAAGCACAAAGAUGGAUUUACGCCUCUCAUGGCACUAUGUAAUUCCAUGAAGGGAACAACAAAAAGAUCUCUCAAGUGUCUCGAGCUUUUAAUACAAGCAAAAGCUGAUGCAAACGUUACUAAUAAGCGGAGAGAAACGGCUCUAAUGUAUGCGUGUAGGUCACACGACGCGGAAUUCGUCAUCGAGCUUAUAAAAUAUGUACAAAACAUUGAUGCUUGUGACAGUGAUGGAAAAACUGCAUUGAUAUAUGCUACUACAGCUAAUAAGCCUGAUAAUGUCAGAAUUCUUUUGGCGCAUAAUGCAAAUACUUCGCUGGCAGACAUAUACAAUUCAUCUGCCAAGGAGAUCGCAGAAAUCAAAGGAUUCACCGAGAUACUUGCUCUAUUGGAGGGAGACGAAGAAGACGAAGAGUUUAUCUCUGACGAGAAAUCCGAAAUAACAACUUGGCAAGAUUUAUUUCCAAAUUUAUAUCCCAGAGAUAAGGAAGCUUUAGAUUAUGAUGUAUCAGUGAUGCUGUAUGGAAUGGGUUUGGAAAAAUACAGAUGUUUAUUCCGAGGAAUGGAUAUUAAAACUUUCUUGCAAUUGAGUGAAGAUGAUCUUUGUCGCUUAGGAAUUGAUAUUACUGUUCACAGAGACCAAUUUCUAGAAAAUCUUGAAAAUUUCCAUAGCAAGAAAUGGCGUUUAGAUACUUUUGGCAAUAUUAGAAAAAUUAUGUCAUACACAAUUUACAACGGUGUACUAUCGUUAUCAAAUGCAAGAAAGCAGAUUGGCGUGAUAUCGUCCAGUUUCCAGUACAUCAAAAAUAAUUUGCUGAAAGCUGCAAGUGAAAAUAUCGUUUUGUCACCUGUGAAAAGAAAGGAAUACGAAAAAGAACUAAGAAAAACACAAAAAACCUUAAAACUCUUAAAAAAUGAGAUAGUACAAUUAAAAAAACUAGCUCAAGAGAUCGAUAAGAAAGAUAAUAUCGGUGUACCGGCAACUUGGAUUAGUCCCAAGAGUAAAUCUGGUUGGACUAUGACGAUAAGCAUUACGUUAAUGGUAGGGCUGUACUUCUGCAAAAGAAUGUAUUUUGAAAGAUUAUGGAAUAUGUACAACGUUAAAAUAUCUUCAGUGCUUCGUUUUUAAAUAUAGAUUUAUCGUACUUGUUCGAUUGAAUUAUAAAACGUUACAUUAUUUUAUAAUACAAAUAAACCUACAACAUAUAUUAA
Messenger RNA from Vollenhovia emeryi, 1594 nucleotides. It is a transcript of the gene Gasz, whose product is annotated as ankyrin repeat, SAM and basic leucine zipper domain-containing protein 1. Gene Ontology annotation, biological process: piRNA processing. Lineage: Eukaryota; Metazoa; Arthropoda; Insecta; Hymenoptera; Formicidae. Gene Ontology annotation, molecular function: protein binding. The coding region runs from base 18 to 1511 and encodes 497 amino acids. The record is from RefSeq and is a predicted model, not a curated record. Gene Ontology annotation, cellular component: pi-body. The transcript is spliced from 9 exons.